Aspergillus terreus NIH2624 is the source of this 576-nucleotide messenger RNA. RefSeq lists its product as uncharacterized. NCBI's taxonomy places the organism in Eukaryota, Fungi, Ascomycota, Eurotiomycetes, Eurotiales, Aspergillaceae. Bases 1 to 576 code for a protein of 191 amino acids. The record is from RefSeq and is a predicted model, not a curated record. The transcript is spliced from 3 exons.
AUGCCAUUCUCCCUUCCGUAUUUCCGGGAUGCUCGUCAAUUACCAGCGCCUCUUUCAGAUCAGGAUGAUAUUGAACGGGCAACACAAACCCUUCCCAAGGGAUCAGACUACGGUGGGCGCCUGGUCGUGAUCAGAGACACAUAUGCAAAUAAAAAUUUAAUUGUCGGACAAUUGCGAUGCACCUUCGAUGAAAUGAGAGCGCUGCCAUCGCCCGGAUUCUACGGCAGUGUCAAUCGAGGACCCAUCCCCCACAGCUUUCUCUCCGACUUUCUUGCCCGCCACCUCCCAUAUGCCCUGCGCAAUCAUCCGCCGACGUUCACCCACGGAGAUCUCUACAAAGAGAAUGUCCUCGUGAGGAAGGCUGCCAAGUCUGUCACGAAUGAUGAAAAGUAUGAAGUAGCUGGUCUGGUGGACUGGGAAACGGCGGGAUUGUAUCCCUCGUACUGGGAAUACGCGCAUAUAUUCCCUUUAUUGCAGUUGAUUGACGACUGGCCGGAGUAUACUGAGAAUGUUCUUGAUCCUUUGACCCUGGAGGGAGCCAUGAUGCGGUUUGUCUUUAGUGAUCUGGAGUUCUAG